Messenger RNA from Strongylus vulgaris, 1188 nucleotides. The record is from the annotation of a GenBank genome assembly. NCBI's taxonomy places the organism in Eukaryota, Metazoa, Nematoda, Chromadorea, Rhabditida, Strongylidae.
AUGGUCGCUACAGAUUGCUGGAAUUAUCCCUCAAUCAAAACUAAAGAAGAUUAUUCCAAAUUCGUUUCGGAUUGCGCUGGAGUAGAUAAACUUGGAUUCAUGGACGACAUUCCAUGGGUGUUUGAUGCACAGCAUGUAUCAGAAAAUGAUUUUAAUAAGCUAUUCAGUAAUGCUAAAGAAAUUCGCAUGAGUAUCCAUAUACAGAACACGAAUUUUGUUCAACCGUCCUUGGAAAAACUUCAAAAAGUUCAUGUACGAGAAGGCUCGCCAUCUUUUCGCUUUGAAAAUAAUGCUGAUUUGGUUGAUCUCAAAACACCAACUCAGACUAUAACGUCCGAGCCAAAUGACACUGUCGUCGAAACGUACUAUUUUGGAAAUGGACGAGGCAAGGAUAUGCAUGUUCACGACACACCACCAUAUGCUAACGUUCACAAACUGUGUCCUGUGAAAAAAGGAUGUCGAGUUCACAAAGAUACAGAGUGCAGUCGAAUAGCAGAACCAAUCAACGAUAUAAGUGAAUUUGUGGAUAAAUGUAGCAAUGAAACCGUGAUCAAAGGAGCACCAGGGGUGAAAGUUAUGAUUGAUUUGGCUUUGCUUAAUUCACGUCAAAUUUCGAAAUUAUUUGGAAAAUCGGAACAACUUUAUAUAUGUAUCAGAUCUGUUGGUACUUACCAUAGAAAACUAAGAUUUCCUCAUCUAAAGCACAUCGAGGCUUGUAAUGAAGGAGAAAACGCUCUCUUGCUCGAAAAUAAUCCGUUCUUAGAAGAGGUGGUGUUUCCGUGCACUUUCACAUCAGACAGAAGCUUUAGGAUAAGAGGGAACCAUAUUUUGAGCGCGAGAAAUAUUAUGGCAAUGUUAGCAACCUGUCUGCAAUGUGAUUUGCAAGAUCCAGGGGAAAAUCUUGUUGAAUCCGCAGAUGAUAUUAAAGCAGACUGUGAAAACUUCCCUCCUCCAGAAAAGGAAAGCGAUUACAUUCAUCUCGUGAACACAUGUAGCGGUGUGCAAAAAUUGCAGUUUGCUGGUGGAACGACGACAUAUUUCGAUGCUUCGAAGCUGCCACAAUAUAUGUUUGAGGAGCUUUUCAAAAAAAUCGAGGAAAUCAACUUCGGCCUCAAAAUUGUCAACACACAGUACAAACGCUUAUAUAUUCCUAAUUUGAAGAAGAUCAAUAUUUUUGGUAAGAUUUGA